AUGGCGCAAACAGGCACACUCAUCUUAUCUGAGGCCCUCUCAUCCUUGCCUCCAGUCCCAUCCUCGCAUCAACAACUCCGUACUCAAACACGCAUCACCAUUCGCGACCCCUCCUCACCAGCUCCAGUGCUAGUUAUCCUCGACGAUGACCCAACAGGAACACAAACAUGCCACGACAUCACCAUCUUAACAGUCUGGGAUGUUCAAAACCUAGUCUCAGCAUUCAAGCAAGUCGGAACAGGCAAUGGCUUCUUCAUCCUCACCAAUUCACGCGCCCUUCAUCCCCCGCAGGCACGUGAUCUCAUGAUCGAGAUCUGCACCAAUCUCAAGACAGCUUCUCAGGAGACGAACCUUCCGUAUGAGAUUGUGCUGCGCGGUGAUUCUAUUUUGCGAGGACACUUUCCUCUUGAGCCUGAGGCGGUGGAGCAUGUGAAUGACGCGUUUGACGCGUGGAUUUUGUGCCCGUUCUUCCUACAGGGCGGGAGAUACACCAUUAACGAUAUUCACUACGUUCAUGAGGGUGAUAAGCUCAUCCCUGCCGCGGAAACGCCCUUUGCAAAGGACGCGACAUUUGGAUAUAAGAGUUCUAACCUUCGGGACUACGCCGUUGAGAAAUCGAAGGGCGAGAUUCCGCAUGACAAUAUUGACUCCGUCGAUCUGGAGACUAUUCGUGUCGGUGGUCCGGAAGCAGUUCUGAAGAAGAUCAUGCAGCUCCCAAAGCGAAGCGACACGCCUGUUGUGCUGGUAAUCAACGCGGCAGCAGACGAGGACAUCGAUGUUGUCGUUACUGCUCUUCUACAGGCGUCGCAGCAAGGAAAGAAGUUUCUGUACCGAACAGGAGCUGCUUUUGUCUCAGCACGUCUGGGCAUCUCAUCUAUUCCGCCUCUCUCAGCUAGCCAACUCGGGUUAUCCAAAAGCGUUGGUGGUCUCAUCAUUGCCGGUUCAUACGUGCCAAAAACCACCGCGCAACUGGACUCUCUGGUUCAGAAGUCUGGAGAUAAUUUGACCACCAUCACGCUCAACGUAAAAGCACUUCUCAAAUCCGACGAGGCAGCGAAAGAAGAUGUCGCAAAAGCAAUUGAGCUUGCGUCACAACAUAUCAAGAAAGGACAAGACGUUCUAGUCAUGACAAGCCGGGAGCUCAUUGUCGGCAAAGACGAAGUAGAGAGUCUAGAUAUUGGCUCAAAAAUUGCACUGGCUUUGGUGUCGUUCCUGCAGGGACUAGAGCAGAAGCCUCGCUACAUCAUCGCCAAGGGCGGAAUUACGUCGUCGGACAUGGCGACGAAGGGAUUGAGGAUGAGGCGGGCUCUUAUCGUUGGACAGGCUGCACCUGGAGUUCCGAUGUGGCGAUGCGAUGAGCCGGAGUCCAAGUGGCCGGGGUUGAACUAUGUUGUUUUUCCGGGGAAUGUUGGGCAUAAUGAUAAUUUGUUUGAGGUUGUGAGGCAGUGGAGGGAGUUUGAGUAG
Molecule: messenger RNA, 1464 nt
Organism: Fusarium tjaetaba
Lineage: Eukaryota; Fungi; Ascomycota; Sordariomycetes; Hypocreales; Nectriaceae
Product: dehydrogenase
Exons: 1
Coding region: 1-1464 (487 amino acids)
Source: RefSeq, a predicted model, not a curated record